Messenger RNA from Priapulus caudatus, 1216 nucleotides. RefSeq names its product 26S proteasome non-ATPase regulatory subunit 7-like. Gene Ontology annotation, molecular function: metallopeptidase activity; protein binding. The record is from RefSeq and is a predicted model, not a curated record. NCBI's taxonomy places the organism in Eukaryota, Metazoa, Priapulida, Priapulimorpha, Priapulimorphida, Priapulidae. The transcript is spliced from 6 exons. Gene Ontology annotation, biological process: proteasome-mediated ubiquitin-dependent protein catabolic process. The coding region runs from base 105 to 1091 and encodes 328 amino acids. Gene Ontology annotation, cellular component: proteasome regulatory particle; proteasome complex.
CCAAUCAGACGCCAUGUUGCUUUUGAAACUUGGACAGUCAUCUCGAUUUUACCGGCAUUGUGCCUAAAAUUGGAGAGUAGGUACUUGAUAAAUCAUACUAAGACAUGGCUCCUUCGGAUCUUCCAGUGAGUAAAGUAAUAGUGCAUCCACUGGUGCUAUUAAGCGUUGUGGAUCACUUUAACCGAAUGGGAAAGGUUGGAAACAUGAAACGAGUUGUGGGAGUUCUUCUUGGAGCCACAAGAAAAGGAGGAGUUCUUGAUGUUUCAAAUAGUUUUGCAGUACCAUUUGAUGAAGAUGACAAAGACAAGUCUGUGUGGUUCCUUGAUCACGAUUAUUUAGAGUCUAUGUAUACUAUGUUCAAAAAAGUAAAUGCACGAGAAAAGAUAGUGGGCUGGUAUCACACUGGACCUAAGCUGCACAUAAAUGACAUCGCAAUCAAUGAGCUGAUCCGAAAAUAUUGUACAAAUUCAGUUCUCGUAAUUAUUGAUGCAAAGCCAAAAGAUCUAGGCUUGCCUACAGAAGCAUACAUUGCUGUGGAAGAAGUACAUGAUGAUGGAACACCCUCUUCUAAGACAUUUGACCAUGUUCCCAGUGAAAUAGGAGCAGAAGAGGCAGAGGAGGUUGGCGUGGAGCAUUUGCUUAGAGACAUUAAGGACACGACGGUGGGCACACUGUCUCAGCGCGUCACAAACCAGCUGAUGGGUCUGAAGGGACUCGCAAACAAGAUCCAGGAAAUACGCAGCUACCUGGAUCAGGUGGUCACCGGCAGACUGCCGAUCAACCACCAGAUCGUCUACCAGCUGCAGGACAUCUUCAAUCUGCUGCCCGACUGCACGUUGCCAGACUUUGUGAAGUCCGUGUAUGUGAAGACCAACGAUCAAAUGCUGGUGGUGUACCUCGCUGCUCUCAUACGCUCGACGAUUGCGCUUCACAACCUGAUUAGCAAUAAGAUCUGCAACAGUGAUGCAGAGAAGCGGGAGAGCUCCAAGGAUGCAAGCAGCGAGAAGGAUAAAAGCAAGGAUAAGAAGGAUGAAAAGGAGAAGGAGAAGAGUAAGAAAGACAAGGAGGAAAAGAUGGAUACUAGUAAAUAGUGGACGCAUCAUCAUUUUUAGAUGUGAAAUUUCCUGUAUUAUAUAUAUAAUUGACUCAUUGCCAUGCCAUUUGUGUCUGUUUUGUAAAAUCCAUCAUUUGUGUGAAAUAAAGUUUGCGCCACCAA